This is a messenger RNA of Aricia agestis (brown argus), 1876 nucleotides long. It is a transcript of the gene U4-U6-60K, whose product is annotated as U4/U6 small nuclear ribonucleoprotein Prp4. Gene Ontology annotation, molecular function: U6 snRNA binding; U4 snRNA binding; protein binding. The record is from RefSeq and is a predicted model, not a curated record. Gene Ontology annotation, cellular component: U4/U6 x U5 tri-snRNP complex. Gene Ontology annotation, biological process: mRNA splicing, via spliceosome. The transcript is spliced from 13 exons. Bases 263 to 1858 code for a protein of 531 amino acids. Lineage: Eukaryota; Metazoa; Arthropoda; Insecta; Lepidoptera; Lycaenidae.
UAACAAUACUUUUUAAUAUUCAGUUCCUUCACUUCCCGAGGCCCGAGCGUGAGAUGAAGCGUCGGCCGUCGGUGUUUUUCAAUUUGUUUUGAUUUCUUGUCAAUUGUCAUUUCGCUAUAAAAUUGUUUGAUGUUUGUUUCAAGUGUUCUUAAUUAAAUGUGUAUUUCUAAAUCGUACAUUCUCAAGAAAUCGUUUCAGUAACAUAACGGUUCUAAAGUUGAGUAAAGAAUUGAAAUCUUCGAAAUAAAAUCAUAACCUAAAAAUGUCUGAUGAUGAAGAUAUUAUUUUGGCAAAAAAACCCAAAGGGUUACACUAUGGAUCCUUGGAAGAACAAGAAAAGGCAAGACUGGCAGCAAUUGCUGCAGCAGCCAAGGAAGGAGUCGAGGACAGCGGCGGCAAGGACUUGGGGGACAUACAAAUAUCAAAUGAAUAUAUGGACCUUGAAGAUGAAAUGUCCAAAGACAAGAAAGCUCUUCUGGAAGAAUUUGAAAGACGUCGCAAAGCUAGACAGCUGAAUGUGUCCACUGACGAUGAUGAGGUAAGAAGAAGCUUACGACAGUUGGGUGAGCCAGUGUGCCUUUUUGGUGAAGGUCCAGCAGAGAGACGAGUUCGAUUAAGAGAUUUGUUAAGCUACCUUGGUGAAGAUGCUAUCCAUAAGAAGUUAGAGGAGGAGGAAGCUCGUAUCGAACGUGACAGAGGGAGGGAAGGAACCUGGUACCACGAGGGACCACCAGAGCUCCGAGAGGCAAGACUGUGGAUAGCUCGCUACUCACUCCCUCGAGCCAAGCUUAGACUAGCGGCAGCUCGCGAGGAGCUGCAGCUGCCGGGCAGCGUGCGCGCCGCCGCCAAGCAGGAGUCCCAGCGGAAAGCCUCCGCCAUGUCCAUAUACUGCAGUCAGAUCGGAGACACGAGGCCGAUCAGUUUCUGUCGGUUCAGCAGCGACAGUCAGAUGCUCAUCACCUCCAGCUGGUCAGGUCUGGUGAAGGUGUGGUCGGUGCCGGAGUGCCGCGCGCUGCAGACGCUCAAGGGUCACACGUGCAACGUCAGCGCCGCCGUCUUCCACCCCAAAGCCGAGAUGCCGCCGCACUUCCGGGAGAAGCUGGAGAGCGAUAAGGAAGGCGAGGCAGCAGCAAUGGACACGAGCGAGGCGCCGGCCACUGUCAGCAUGGCGUCCUGCGCCUACGACGGCACCGUACAUCUGUGGAGCUUCGCCAGCGAGUCACCCAUCGCAUCUCUAGAGGGUCACUCGCCGGCGCGGGUGGGUCGCGUGGAGUUCCACCCGUCGGGGCGGUACGUGGGCAGCACCGUGUUCGACCGCUCGUGGCGGCUGUGGGACGUGGAGGCGCGCGUGGAGCUGCUGCACCAGGAGGGGCACGCCGAGCCCGUCUACAGCCUCGCCUUCCAGGGGGACGGCUCGCUCGCCGCCACCGGGGGCAUGGACGCGUUCGGCCGCGUGUGGGACCUGCGCACGGGGCGCUGCGUGAUGUUCCUGGAGGGGCACCUGGGGCCCGUGCUCGGCGUGGACUGGUCCCCCGCCGGCUACCAGCUCGCCACCGCCGCCUCCGACAACCAGACCAAAAUCUGGGACCUGCGGAGACGGACCGCCAUCUACACAAUACCCUCGCACACGCAUUUAGUCAGUGACGUGAGGUACCAGAGGAGCCACGGUCACUACCUGCUGACGAGCUCGUACGACAAGACCGCCAAGCUGUGGUCCAACCCCGCCUGGCACCCGCUGCGCACGCUCUCCGGACACGAUAACAAGGUGAUGAGCGCCGACAUAUCUCUGGACAACAAGUACAUAGCGACGUGCUCACACGACAGAACGUUCAAGCUGUGGGCGCCGGACCUCGCAUGAAAUAUAUUAUAUGACUGA